Messenger RNA from Microthlaspi erraticum, 390 nucleotides. Lineage: Eukaryota; Viridiplantae; Streptophyta; Magnoliopsida; Brassicales; Brassicaceae. The record is from the annotation of a GenBank genome assembly.
AUGGCUCUCCAAUGGCUGAUCCUGUCGUAUGUCGUGGCCGCCGAAGUUGUAAUCGCCCUGGUGUUAACUCUUCCUUACCCUAUGCUUGUGAAGAAACGUGUCGUAUCACUCGUCUCUCUCAUUCUCCAACCCGCUGCAUCCAUCGUCGCCUUCGCCGGAUUUCAGCUUCUCGAUAUUUACUGGAAAGCUGAGCAUAGACUCUCUUGCUCAUCUGAGGUAUGCACUGCUACAGAACGGGAUCGCUACGAGAAAUCUAUCUACAAGGCUCAGAGGAAUGUGGUUCUGUGCACUGGAGCAGUUCUUCUUUACUGGUGCAUCUACCGCAUUUGCAAGUACAACAAGGACCUGGAGGUUUUGGAAGAAGCAGAGAAGAGAUACAAAGAAGAGUAA